AUGGCACUUAUGGGUGCUGUUCGGGGUAAAGUUGUUAAUCCCCGAAGCAAUGGCGAGCCUUCUGUACGAGCAGUUGAGGGGGGAGCACGAGGUCAAGGCAAACACUCAAAGCACUUCUCCCGCUGUUUAAAAUGGGAACCAACUUACUUGCAAGCGUCUUCUCAAUGCCUUUCAACAGGAAACCUACAUCAGAGAGUCGCCAUGCGUCCACACCAGCACCUGCCAGCUGGCUGGCACUGCGAAUGCAAAGCACAAAUGAUCCGUUUACAAUCCUUCUCAAUCAUGGAACGGUAUAGGAGGGCACAGUUUACUACGUGGGAGCCGCCACUUCAGCCUGAGCACCCCAAAUCUCUAACUAUAGCACUCAUUGGCCCACCAAAUGCAGGGAAGAGCUCAUUGCUGAAUUCAUUGCUUGGUGUCACCGUUUCAGCGGUAUCCAACAAAGUGAAUACCACAAGAACUGACUUUCGUGGAAUGGUUACAAAAGGAAAUUGCCAACUGGUUUUCGUCGAUGCUCCAGGCAUCAUUGGGUCCCACCCUAAGAAGACGUUCUGCAAAGAGCUCGUGAAUGCUGCGUGGAGGGGUUAUGAUGAUGCAGACUUGGGAAUUCUAGUGGUGGACACUGUCAAGCGGCCCACACAGCAAAUUUUUAAUGUUGUUCGCGCUAUAGCCCCAAAACCAUGUCUUUCUCGAUUUGGAUUUCACCGAUCGGCAUCCGAAGAUGAGUCAACGAGUAGCCUGACGUGCUGUCCAUCCCUGGAUGAAAUGUGGGAGGCAGGGAUUCCAGGAACAUUGCGCAAGCGCCUAGCCAACGCUGGUGAUGUUGCUGAGCUAGAUGGGCAACCACAGCUGAUUCCCCUAAUUUUGUGCCUUAACAAGAUUGAUCUGGCAUCCCAUCCAAAGUGGAUACACGCUAGGGAAAAAGAGUUUUUGACGUAUUUGUUUUGCUGGUUUAACAAAGAUGUCCCCUAUCGGAUUGAUCAGCAAACAGUUGGAUGGACAUAUCGAGAUGGAUACGUAGUGAUUGAACAUGAAUUGGUGGUGAAGUCUGAGAAAGUUGCAAAAAUGAUUUGUGGCGUAAGAGGUCGUAUUCUUCUGCAGAUGCGGAAGAAUGUUACCUACAAACUAGAACAGUUAUGGGGUCAAAAGGAAAUCGAAAUAUUACUUGAAAACGAGGGAAUAACCUCACAAAAGGCUUUGCCCAUCGGAAAGUUAUUGUUCGAUAGUGUAGCUCUUCAUCAUGAAGGUAUUGAGAGAAUAGUAGAUCCCGAGCACAGACGCGAGGUAGACUCCACCCAAAGUGAGGAGUAUUGUAGCACUCCAGCUCAAGCCUGA
Messenger RNA from Eimeria tenella, 1335 nucleotides. Its product is annotated as GTP-binding protein of Era family, related. The transcript has 10 exons. The record is from RefSeq and is a predicted model, not a curated record. Gene Ontology annotation, molecular function: rRNA binding; GTP binding; ribosomal small subunit binding. NCBI's taxonomy places the organism in Eukaryota, Apicomplexa, Conoidasida, Eucoccidiorida, Eimeriidae. Bases 1 to 1335 code for a protein of 444 amino acids. Gene Ontology annotation, biological process: ribosomal small subunit assembly.